AUGAGGGUGCAAGAGCACGCCGGGAACGAGAAGUCGUGCGUUUGGAAGGCGUUGGACUUCUCCGAAGGUGGAUUGAAGGAAGAGCUUUUUUGCAUUCGGUUUGUGUCAAUUGAAAAUUGCACAAUGUUCUUGGAUUCAUUCCAAGAGAUUGUUCAAUCCCAGAGCAAUGAGGAUAACCAGAAACAAGAGGGAAACUUGAACAAUGAGGAAAACCAGAAUAAUGGGAAGAACCAUGAGAAUGAGAAAUACCAGAACAAUAUAGACAACCAUGAGAAUGAGGAAAACCAAAACAAUGGGGAGAACCAGAACCAUGAGGAAUUCCAGAACAAUGGGGAGAACCAGAUCAGUGAGAAAAACCAGAAUAAUGGGGAGAACCAUGAGCAUGAGAAAAAGCAGAACCAUGAGAAUGAGGAAAACCAGAACAAUGGGGAGAACCAGAACCAUAAGGAAAACCAGAACAAUGGGGAGAACCAGGACAAUGAGAACAAAAUGCAUCUGCUGCUGCAAGUCUCCUUGAAAAUUUGA
Messenger RNA from Sphenostylis stenocarpa, 525 nucleotides. The record is from the annotation of a GenBank genome assembly. NCBI's taxonomy places the organism in Eukaryota, Viridiplantae, Streptophyta, Magnoliopsida, Fabales, Fabaceae.